This is a messenger RNA of Humulus lupulus (European hop), 2698 nucleotides long. Its product is annotated as pentatricopeptide repeat-containing protein At3g48810. The record is from RefSeq and is a predicted model, not a curated record. The transcript has a single exon. NCBI's taxonomy places the organism in Eukaryota, Viridiplantae, Streptophyta, Magnoliopsida, Rosales, Cannabaceae. Gene Ontology annotation, molecular function: protein binding. The coding region runs from base 250 to 2259 and encodes 669 amino acids.
AUUUGAAGGAAUAUUGAAACUCAUAUCAAUUUCUUUGUGUUACACCAAAAUAUACUUCUGUUAUUGCAUAGACCAGAGAGCUUAACGGAACAAGCACAUCUUCGUCAGAGUCUCCCCAACUCCUCUCCUAAUCGACCAAAGAUGCUCUCUUUUUUACCUUAGUUUUUAGCUUUGUAGAUUGGGCUCUCAUGAAUUGGGUUUAGAAGAGUUUUGAGUUGUUUGCGAGGUAAAGCUGGAGAAAGCUCUAAAAUGUAUCUGAAAGAAGGACGUUCCUUACUACUCAAACUCCACAAACCAUCAAUACCCUUUGUCCUAACCACCAACACCAACACCAACCCAAUUCCAAAUUCCAUUGAUAAACCCCAAUUCCAAUCCAUGGAGGCUCUUCUCAACGAGUUCAAUGUGUUGAAAAAGUUGAAACAAGAGCGAGAUAUCUCCUUGGCAAUGGAGUACUUCAUGUCCGUAGCCAAUUCUCGAGCUUUCAAGCACACCCCUCUAACGUACGCCGCCAUGGUUGAAAAGCUCGGGUGGGAAACUCAAAUGGAUGGAGUUCAGUACCUUUUGCAGCAGAUGAAGUUGGAAGGAAUUGGGUGCUCUGAAGAUUUGUUUGUUCAAGUAAUAAACUCUUAUAAGCGAGCUGGUUCGGCAGAGCAGGCUUUGAAGAUGUUUUAUAGGAUAAGCGAGUUCGGGUGUAAACCAACGGUGAGGAUUUACAAUCAUAUUUUGGAUGCUUUGCUUGGUGAGAACAGGUUUCAUAUGAUUAAUCCUAUAUAUACUAAUAUGAAGAAAGAUGGGUUUGAGCCAAAUUUGUUUACUUAUAAUAUUCUUCUGAAGGCUUUGUGCAAAAAUGAUAGGGUGGAUAAUGCAUGUAAGUUGCUUGAAGAAAUGUCUAAGAAGGGUUGCUCCCCAGAUUCUGUUAGCUAUACGACUAUAGUAUCUUCUUUGUGUAAGCUUGGUAAAGUUGAGGAAGCGAGAGCUCUUUCUGUUAGAUUUGAACCCAUUUUACCUGUUUAUAAUGCUUUGAUUAAUGGGGUGUGCAAGGAGUACAAAAUUGAGGAGGGGUUUGAAUUGUUGGCUGAAAUGGUGGAUAAAGGAAUCGACCCUAAUGCUAUAACUUACUCGACUAUUAUUAGUUCUCUUUCUGAUAUUGGGCAUGUCAACUUGUCUUUUGCAGUUUUAGCUAAAAUGUUUGUGAAAGGAUGUAGUCCUAAUAUUCAUACUUUUACUUCAUUGAUAAAAGGGUUGUUUGUGGAAGGUAGAUUGCAUGAAGCUCUUGCCUUGUGGAACAAGAUGAUUAUUGAGGGAUUAGAGCCUAACGUUGUUGCUUAUAAUACUCUUAUACAUGGUCUCUGCUCUAGUGGGAAUGUGGAUAAGGCUGUAUCUGUUGCUCAUCAAAUGGAGAGAAGUGGCUGCUCACCAAAUGUUAACAUAUACAGCACUCUUAUUGAUGGCUUUGCAAAAGUUGGCGAUCUUUUUGGUGCAUCUGAGACUUGGAACAGGAUGAUGAAUUGUGGUUGCCGUCCUAAUGUCGUAGCAUAUACAUGCAUGGUAGAUGUACUUUGUAGGAAUUCUAUGUUCAACCGGGCUUAUAUUCUAAUAGAGAAAAUGACUGCCCAGAGCUGUCCUCCAAAUACAAUCACCUUCAACACCCUUAUUAAGGGAUUAUGUGGGAGUGGAAGAGCAGAGUGGGCACUACAGGUGCUUAAUGAGAUGUGGAGCAGGUAUGGGUGUUUGCCUAACAUCACAACAUAUAACGAAUUGUUGGAUGGUCUCUUCAAAGUGAACAGAUUCGAAGAAGCUUUUGAGCUCAUUAGGGAGAUGGAAGAAAAAAGAAUAGAACGAAAUUUAGUCACUUGUAAUACUACACUCCAUGGGUUUUGUCAUGCUGGUUUGCCUGAGAAGGCUUUGCAGUUAGUUGGCAAAAUGGUUGUAGAAGGAAAAAUGCUUGAUCUCAUUACUUAUAACACAAUUAUUUAUGCCUACUGUAAGCAGGGAAAGAUAAGGCAUGCAACCCAAGUAUUGGAAAGGGUUGGUGGAUCAAACAAGUGGCAUCCAGAUGUAAUGACAUAUACUAGUCUCUUGUGGGGAAUCUGUAGUUCGAUAGGUUUAGACGAAGCGGUUGUUUAUCUUCAUAAGAUGAUAAGGGAAGAGAUCUUUCCUAACAUUGCUACAUGGAAUGUCUUAGUCCGAUGUUUGUUUAACUCUCUAGGUCAUUUGGGGCCAAUAUACAUUGUGGAUGAAAUUCUCAGUAAGGGAUGAGUCUCUUGGAUUUGAUUCUCUUAAAGUGAAUCAACUCAUCUGCCAAAGUUCAUUUCAAAAGGCUAUGGAUUUUGCUGGGGUGUCCUGGUUGUUUUUUAAGUUCAAAGGGCCCAUGUUGUUUGGCAGGACAUGUAAUGACAAUGAAAAAGGGAUUUCUGCUCUCAUGAGGACAAUGAUUACAUUAUCACUUGGGAUCAACUAAGGAAUUUCAGUUAUAUUUUGCCAACUUUGGCGCCUAUAUAACUUAAAAUUCAUGAUAUGGUAGUUAAAGAGAGAGGAUGUCCAUACAGUGUUGUAGUUAAAUAUUGCUACUCACGCUAACAGUUUUGAAGAUACGUGUACAAUCGACACAUUAUAGUUGAAGUAUCAUCAAUCUAUAAGGUAGAGUUUAAUCAACUUUCAUUUAUUUAUUUUAUAAAAGUACAAGUAUUAUUGUUGA